AUAUCUUCCUGUUUCUAGAAGGGUGGGGCGCAGGGUGGCUGUCCCCAGCUAAAGGAGACGCUCAUCGGCUAGUUCCUUAGCUGAACCCGUCAACCACCGCAUUUAAUGAAUGUAUCUACGUGAUAUUUGCACAUUUGCGCAUCCACUCUUCAGUUUGACCCCUUUUAUUUUUUUGCAAUUGCACAACAACAACUGCAGCCCGACAACAUGUCAGAGGCUUCGGUUGCUGACACUCGCCGGCUAAAUUCCAAGCCCCAGGAGCUCACGGACGCAUAUGGUCCACCCAGCAAUUUUCUGGAAAUAGACGUUUAUGAUCCACAGAUCGUCGGAGUCGGGCGGCAUCGGUACACAACCUAUACAGUUCGGACGCGGACCAACCUUCCCAUUUUCAAACUUAAGGAUUCUUGUGUAACCAGACGAUACAGUGACUUUGAGUGGUUAAAGAAUGAGCUGGAGCGAGAUAGCAAGAUUGUAGUAUCACAUCUCCCGGGUAAAGCCCUGAAGAGACAGUUGCCGUUCCGCAACGACGAAGGGCUUUUUGAGGAGUCGUUCAUUGAGGAGCGGCGAGUGGGUUUGGAGCAAUUCAUCAACAGAAUUGCAGGUCACCCUUUGGCCCAGAAUGAGCGCUGUCUGCACAUGUUCUUGCAAGAGGCCGAGAUUGACCGGAACUACAUUCCCGGAAAAGUAUGAGUGAAGUAAGUUUACUUUAUUUACAAUUCUCAAUUCAGUUGCAUGAGCUUUUUUUAACUAUUGCUAAGGAGCAUAAUUGUACAUCCCUCAUUAACGGAAAACUCUCCUAACCAAGUUUGUCAAAAUUAACUGCACUAAUAUAAGCAGGUGCAUGCUAAACCUGCAUGCUUCGAUUAUUUUUGUGUUGCAAUCAUGCUGAUGAAUAAUUUCUGUUGUGGUUGGCUAAAUGCUGCAUUUUCAUAUUAAUGAGUAAAGCCUUCAUUUUCUUGUCUGUACCGUGGACAAGAAAAUGACUGUUUUGACUUUUUUGUGAUGCCACGACACUAAGCUACCCGUGAGGGACCAUGUAAUCUCACAUUUUAGUAUAAUACGAGCCAUACAAGUAAUAAUUUCACCAAGCAGAUCAAAGACAAAAAUAUUAUGACAAAAAUUCAGUAAGUCAACCUCACCUGCUUGGAAGUCAGUCAGCACAUUGGAAGGGUCAACAUUCCCUCUUAUUCACAACUAAGUUUUCGCCAUCUUCUGGGAAUUUGCGCAAUCCUUUCCUUCUGAUGUGUCCACUUUGGCCAGCUGGGGGCAGUAUGAGAGAGACGUAUACUGUUAAGUGAGAUGUCUCAACUCCUCUCAGCUCAUCAAUACAGCACUAAUAUCAGCAAUUCCACACAGAGGAUAAAGAAUACACGACUGCACCUUUGUUCUCUUUUAAACACUUAUUUCCGGACAGUACAAACAAUGUUCUCUUUAUAUUUGGCCACUUGACCCGCAGUGUCAACCCAGACGAAAGCACUUCUCGUGUUUGACUUUGUGGUUUGUUUUGUUUUCUCUCUCCACUAUCC
Molecule: messenger RNA, 1526 nt
Organism: Syngnathus typhle (broad-nosed pipefish)
Lineage: Eukaryota; Metazoa; Chordata; Actinopteri; Syngnathiformes; Syngnathidae
Gene: snx12
Product: sorting nexin 12
Exons: 5
Coding region: 208-690 (160 amino acids)
Biological process (GO): late endosome to Golgi transport; endocytic recycling
Cellular component (GO): retromer complex; early endosome membrane
Molecular function (GO): phosphatidylinositol-3-phosphate binding
Source: RefSeq, a predicted model, not a curated record